UAAGAAGUGGGAGGUGUUGUACUUGGUCUUGUUACACCAGUCUGAUGUUUCUUAGCAGAACAAUUUGGACACCACCAAAAUUCCAAGCUUUUCUUCAGAAAUCUGUACACUGCACCAAAAAUGGCUAUGCAAGAAAAGACGCUCAAUCUGAGAAAAGACCAUUCAGAGCCAAGCUAAGACUGGAUCCACAGAAUGGUUCUGAAAGAAGCAUCGGCUUACCUGGGUGUGUGGCUUCUCUGUACCUUGAUUCCACCUUUGCUCACAGAUGAAGCUGUCAUUCUGCCAGCCCCUCCAGACCUUUCAGUACAUUCUACUAACAUGAAGCAUAUCUUGACUUGGAGUCCAGUGAUUGUCCCUGGAGAAACAGUAAAUUAUUCAGUUGAGUACCAGGGAGAAUAUGAAAGAUAUUAUACUAGCUCCCACUGGAUCCCCAGUAGUUGGUGUUCUUCCAUUAGCACCCCGGAAUGCAAUGUGACAGAUGACAUUACGGCCACUGUGGCUUAUAACUUUCGGGUCAAGGCAAUAUUGGGCACUCAAAGUUCAGCCUGGAGCACUCUGAAAGAGCUUUUCAAUCGCAACUCCACUGUCCUCACCUCUCCCAGAAUGAAAAUUAUCAAGGAUGGCUAUCAUUUAAUAGUGGAAUUUGAGGACAUGGGGCCAUAUUUUGAAUUCAAUGUUACUUAUUGGAAGAAGAGCCCCAAUUCUCAGGAACUCUACAAGAUUGUGAGGGAAGGUGGCAGUCUGGAACAUCUGGUGACUAUGGAGGCGGGAGCUGAGUACUGUGUGAAAGCCCAGACUGUUGUGGAAAUUAUUGAGAGAAGCAGUGCCUUUAACCAAGUUGAAUGCAUCAGAGCACAAGAUGAAUCCCAUCUGCUGGCUCUGGUCCUGUUCUCCUCUACGGGUUUAAUACUGCUUGUAGUGGGUCUGCCUCUAUUCAUCUGGAAAAUGAGCCAGUUGCUGCGGUAUUCUUGCUGUCCUGUUGUUGUCCUUCCAGAUACACUGAAAAUAACAGAUUCACCUCAGAAGUUAAUAAGCUGUAAAAAGGAAGACAUUGAAACCUGUGACACAGUUGUACGGGUGAUGUACUCUGAAGAGCUCUUUCGUUCAUGGAUACAAGAGACUUUAUAGAAAACUCUGGCUUUCUUGAUACACUUCAUCAGGAUACAGAGUAGCUGGACAUCAGGAGCAAUCAGAGAAGACAGUUUCACUCUCAAGAAAGGAAAUCAGAAAACUCAGGAUAUAACUUGUGAUCUAUUUGCUCGGAGUUAGCUGUUUGGCAGAAAUACUUCAGGAAGACUUUUACCAGUGAUAUGUUGGUAUCAUGGAAGAUUCAUUGGGCUAGACAUUGGAAAGUCUAGGCUCUAGCCUUGGUUCUGCUGCUAAAAGACUAUAUGAGUAUGGGAAAGUCAUUUUCAUUCUCUGGACCUCCAUUUUCUAUAAAAUUAUAAAAUGAUGCAGUUGGAGUAUAUGACCAUUUGAUUUUAUGAAGCAGGAUUCUGAUAUAGUAUUAGCUGACAUUCAUGCUAGCCAAGCAAAAAUUGGCAAAAUUUUAUUUUACUUAACUACCUUCAUAAAUGCUUUUACCAUCAAUCCUGGAGAGUUGGUAUCUCCUACCUUCCACUAAUACAGAAGCUGCUUGAAUAAUAGCUAUGGAUAUAUUGACAAUCCAUUUGGUCUUCUCAGGUAUUGAAAUGUAUUGUUCACAAUUUAUUAAUUUCCAGUCAUUUGGCAUUAUUUUUAAAAUUUCUUUUCAUUGAAAAGGGAAUGGAUUGCCACUAUUAUAGAUACAUAAAGACUGAAAGAACUAUUUGAGAAGGAUCUUUUUGAAAUGAAAUGUAGUGAGGUCUUGGAGCAGGUCCUAGCAAGGAUGAACUUUAGGAAAAGUAAAGGAUCAAAUAGUUCAGAAUGGUAGCUUAUAUUCUUAUUCUUCCAUUUUAGUCACAAGUGUGUCUUUCUGAUCAGAUUGUAAGCUCUACAAGAGGAGAAAUCACAUCUUGUUUACAUUUUUAUAUCUUUCAACAUGUGCAUCCAGAAUGUGCUUAAUAAAUAUUUUUGGAUGGAUGAAAGUCUGAAUUAUUUCCCUUCUUAAUGUUUACUUGCAUUAUAUUUUUUCUUCUUUGAACAACUUAUAUUAGGUAGUUUUAUUUAUCUAUUCAUUUUCAUAGCACUUCAGCAUGGAGAAUCUCCAACACACCAGCAAACUUGCAUUUAAUAGUUCUGAAGCCCUGGAUACUUAAUAAUGACUUGAAUUAUUUACCUCUCGCUCUGCUAUGCAGACCAAUUUGUAAACAGUUUGAUGUUACUGAAAUUAGGGAGUUUUUGCUAUGUUGAAUUGUAAAAUUUGUCAGUAAGUGUAGUAGGAGGCAGAGAUUAGGUUAGAUCACAAUUGGGAAAUUUUGUGGCACUUUCUCCUAAGGAUACCAAACUGCUUGCAACCACAAAACCUCUCAUCUCUUCUAACACUACUAUUCUUCUGGUGAUGUUAUGUUGCUGAGGCUCACAGAAUAUCACAAUUGUGAAAGAAUGAUAUUUAAAGUAGCCCAGCAGGUAAUGAAGAAAAAACCCUACCUAGUUACAUAUGCAAGUAGAUGUAUGCAGGUUGCAACAUAUCAGUAAUAGUUCAGGGCUUGCAUGUGAAAAGAAGUGUAAAUUUCAUCACUGAGGACUAGAAUCAAAAAUAUGACUUUAAAUUCAGAAUGAAAGCCAAUAUAUUGACAGCCUGAGUACCAUGUUGGUAUUCAAGAGAUAAUAAGAGAAAUAGAUAAAGGACUACUCUGUAUGGGGUAGACUCUCCUAAUGAAAGAUUUGUGGAAAGACAUAGAUUAACAAUUACACAGAAUGAGGAGUGGAGGGAUUGAAAUCUGUGUAACUGGAAAGAAUAAACACAUUGGUGAAAUCAGGUAUCUGUAUAAUUAUUAAAAUGGAA
This is a messenger RNA of Sarcophilus harrisii (Tasmanian devil), 2926 nucleotides long. It is a transcript of the gene IL20RB, whose product is annotated as interleukin 20 receptor subunit beta. Bases 193 to 1128 code for a protein of 311 amino acids. Gene Ontology annotation, molecular function: interleukin-20 binding. Lineage: Eukaryota; Metazoa; Chordata; Mammalia; Dasyuromorphia; Dasyuridae. The transcript is spliced from 7 exons. The record is from RefSeq and is a predicted model, not a curated record.